CACUAGUAAAAAAAAUUGAGUAAAGUGAGCAAGUGUGUUUUUCCGUACAGAAAAUCUUCAAUAUUAAAAGUGAUUCAUAUUUUAUUUACUUAUCACUUAAUCAGCCCAAAGAGAAAGCGCGUUGUGUGAAAACCAAUUGGCGAUAAUAAUUAAUCAAAAAGCAAUCAAGUAAUCAAUACAUAAGUGAAACUACAAAACGUACAAAAGCAAAAUUAUCUAAUAUAUAAAUAUGUCUCGUUCAAUGGAUUCUGAACAUUUAUUUGAUUACUAAGUGUUGCAUUGUUGUUAUUUCCGGAUAUACAACGAUACAAAAAGAUUAGUGGAGUGGAGCAGAACAUCGAAAACGAAAGAAAAACAAAAUCGACGCGCUAUACGCAGAAUAUUUGACGCCAUUUUAUAUUUCUGCGUAUAUUCCUUAAUACGAAGGUCACACUUCACACAUCUAUACAUAAACGCACACCCAUUCAACCGUUUAUUCGUGUGUAUACACACACACACAAGGCCAACAAAAACAACUACAUACAAACGCAUAAUUUAAGUGUGUGGGUGCGUAUAAGUAAUCCAGAUACAAAGUUAUACAACAAAAAGAUAUAUUUGUGAAAACAAAGAAUUCUGACUGCAGCCAGUGCUCGUUGUUGCAGUUCAAACACUCAAAAAAGCAAAAGAACCCAAGAGAUCAAUUUAAAUUGUGCCAGCAAUUGUGUUAAAGUGUAAUGUUAGUAAAACAGUGCAGACUCCAGCAUAUUUACAACAUCAUCGAGAAGAGAGUCGCUGUCAAGAAGAGAAUCGCUGUUCAUCCGAGUACCAUGUUUAGAAAUUUCAAAGUCGUCCACACUAUUCCUUUCUGGGCCAUAUAUGGAGCAAGAGCUGUCCAAACGAGAAACAUUUUAGCGACGCCGCAAAUAUUGAUAAACAGCUGUUGUUGCGCUUAAGCUGCUGCCUUUUGUUUCGCUAUUGUUCGUUUUUGUCGAUCAAAAUUUGCUUAAAUCUUUGUGAAGCAUAAGCAUAUAGAAAAUUUACUCGAUCGUUUAUAAUACAUAUAACGAAAACGACGUCGUGUUCUCAAACGUUCGCCUGCAAUUCACAAUAUCUCAUCGCGAAAAAUAUAUACAUAUAUAUUGCCUAUAAGUGAGAUCCUGAAUCCCGGAAGCAGAGAACAAGUGGAAUUACAAGAUGAAGUUACUCGAGAGCUCGCGCUUCGAGGCCAUCAACAAUGCGAUUUCUAUUCAAACUGGUGGCGUCACAAUUUUCGGACGCAUCGAAAGCUACUCAUGCAAAAUGGUAGCUGCCGAGAAAGUCUUGUACAAGCGAUUCACGGCCGAGACCCAUGGCCAUGAUUUGCAGGCGUUAUCGCCGCCUCAAACGCUAUCGGACAUUUCGCCGAACUUUCAUCGCAACAACAGCCAGUCUGGUGAUGAAGGCGUCAUUCUGUGUGACACGAUCUCACGCAAAACUCUUUUCUACUUGAUUGCCACACUGAAUGCGUCUUUCGAGCCUGACUAUGAUUUCUCAGAUGCAAAGUCGCAUGAGUUUAGCAAGGAACCUUCCUUGCCUUGGGUUAUGAAUUCGGUUCACUCGAACCUGUCUGCUUUGGCUGGCGAUCAAUAUCAGGUUUUGCGCCAGCCAUUAUGGUCUGCUGUCGACGAUGAGGUUAACUUAUCGGAAUGCGACAUAUAUAGCUAUAAUCCGGAUCUUAGCUCGGAUCCAUUUGGCGAACCUGGUUGCCUCUGGUCCUUUAAUUAUUUCUUUUACAAUAAGAAGCUAAAACGCAUCGUUUUCUUCACCAGCCGAGCCGUAAACUCUCUUUAUGCUGGCGAAACAUCAGACUUUUCAAUGGAAGAAGACUUAUACUAAAUAUAUGAUUGAUUGUAGUCUCUUUCGUAUUCAUAUUUCAUUAUGCUCUUAAUUUUUUUUUUUGUAGUCUUACCAAUUAGUGGGCAAAGAAUAAAGGUAGGCUUCAGUACACACUAAAUGCACUAUAUAAAGUGAAGAAUUCAGAACAAAAUGUAUAACUAUUCUCCAAUUGCAUCACUGGCAUGAUUUUCAAAGUUUCUGAUUUUUUUGAAAAGUCAACAUGCAGAUAUAUCUUAACAUUUAAUCAAGUAUUUUAUUCAACAAACAAAUAUUAAUGAAAAAAUCGUUAAAAGCAAAUAAAAAAU
Molecule: messenger RNA, 2159 nt
Organism: Drosophila nasuta
Lineage: Eukaryota; Metazoa; Arthropoda; Insecta; Diptera; Drosophilidae
Gene: Maf1
Product: repressor of RNA polymerase III transcription Maf1
Exons: 4
Coding region: 1174-1854 (226 amino acids)
Biological process (GO): negative regulation of transcription by RNA polymerase III
Cellular component (GO): nucleus
Molecular function (GO): RNA polymerase III core binding
Source: RefSeq, a predicted model, not a curated record